AUGACCAGCAACGCGCGGGCUGAGGCUAUCCAGCAGGAAUGGAGGAGCCGGGGCAAACCGCACAACAUCAUCUGCUCGCACUGCAGACAGCCCGGCCAGCUCCUGCCCUGCGCGACCUGCUGCCGCGCCCAUCACGUGGCCUGCCUGCCCGCGCCGCCGCCUGUAGACGCUGUUGCCACAGGCUCGUGGUCCUGCCCAGCCUGUCUGUCACGUGUCGGGGUGAGCCCUCUCUCGCCAUCUCCCAGGCCAGGCUCGCCGAGAAACUGCCAGCGCGCAAGGCAGUUCCUCAGCGAGCAUGGCCUUGCUGCAGACUUCUCCGAGAACGGCCUGCUGCAGCUCGAGCAGCUGAUCAAUAGGGCCGACCAGUCCAGAGAACUAGACCAGUUGCGUAGCGAGAAUGCGCUGCUCAAGGCCGAAAUCCAACGCCUGAGAGAAAAUCCCAGGCAGCAUUUGCUUUACGACAGCCCGCUAUACGAUCGGCGACACAGCCCGUCCGUUCCGCAGGGUCAGGGCUCUGACUUGGACGUUGCGGAGAAAUCGUGGGAUCGCAUCAUCAGCGAGGCGUUUUGA
Talaromyces proteolyticus is the source of this 570-nucleotide messenger RNA. RefSeq lists its product as uncharacterized. The coding region runs from base 1 to 570 and encodes 189 amino acids. Lineage: Eukaryota; Fungi; Ascomycota; Eurotiomycetes; Eurotiales; Trichocomaceae. The transcript has a single exon. The record is from RefSeq and is a predicted model, not a curated record.